Ficedula albicollis (Collared flycatcher) is the source of this 4874-nucleotide messenger RNA. RefSeq names its product cTAGE family member 5. The record is from RefSeq and is a predicted model, not a curated record. Gene Ontology annotation, molecular function: protein binding. Lineage: Eukaryota; Metazoa; Chordata; Aves; Passeriformes; Muscicapidae. Gene Ontology annotation, biological process: protein secretion; vesicle cargo loading; endoplasmic reticulum to Golgi vesicle-mediated transport. Gene Ontology annotation, cellular component: endoplasmic reticulum exit site; endoplasmic reticulum membrane. The transcript is spliced from 29 exons. Bases 110 to 4258 code for a protein of 1382 amino acids.
AGGAUUGAAAGUUUACUUGCAAUGUUUUGUUAGGCUAAGAAAAAUGUAGAAUAUUCUUGCACAUCAAUACAGUUUCUACAGUUUCAGUGCAAUCUGGAUUUAAUCUAAAAUGCCAAGGAUCUUGGAUCAGAGAAUUCUGUUGUUAGUAAUUUCAUUUUCAGCAAGUCUGCAGAGUACAAAGGUACUUUCAAAAUGGAAGAAGUGUGGUGAUCCGGAAUGUGAGAAGGCAAUGAGCAGAGUUCAAGCCAUUACUGACUACUUAGGGCCUGACUGCCGGUAUCUUAACUUCAAAGCAGGGGAGGAGAUCAUUGUAUACUCCAAACUUUCAAGGGAAAAUGAAAACUUGUGGACAGGAAGUAAAGGAAAGGAUUUUGGAUAUUUCCCAAGAGAUGCUGUGAAGGUUGAGGAAGUUUUAAUCGGAGAAGAAGUUGAAGUGCUCACUAAGGAAACUGAUUUCCUUUGUCUUCAUGAAGAUAAGUACACUUUUGAAAAUGAAGAUAACACAUUAUAUGAUCACGACAAAGAAAGUGAAUAUUCAUUGUCUGAUGUAGACUCAAAGCUGCAUGAAAAUGAACUCUUACAAUAUACAAGAGACCCCAUACAAAAUGAAGAAACAACUGAAUCAGUUUCUGAAAACGACUCUGAGGAAUCUCACAUUCAGAAAUCCGUAAACAGAGAGUUAGUUAGAACAGAUGAUACUGAAGAGCCACAAAUGCAAAACAGUCUCCCAGUAGAACCUGUUCAAACUCAGUCUAGCUGGAUUUCAGGAUGGUUCACCACAGAAAGUGAAAAUUAUGAAGAGCCCUUAAAAGCUGUUAAUGAAUCGUCAGAGGCAAAUAAAUACCAAGGCAGAAAAACAGAGGAGACAGAUGAAAAUUAUUUACAGGAGCCAAAUGAUAAGGAAGAACAAGAAUCCUCCACAUCUGGUUGGUUUCAAGGUGGACUGACAAGCUUUCUGUAUUUCGGUGAAGAGAAUGAAGAUGUCGAUUUGGCAUCAGAAAAAAAUGAUCCACAAAACCAUGAUGUGUCUGGUGUGCCUGAGCAUUCUAGUACUGAACAGGAAACAACAGCAAUCAAUGUAUUGUCAGAAGAAGAAAAGACCGAAAGCCAAGAAUCCCAAUCAAAUUGGUUUAAUUUGGGUUUAAGUGAUGUUCUUAGUUUUGGGCAUGCUGAGGAAGCAACAGUUACUAGAGAGGACCAGAGAGGCAGAGGAACAACAGAUCAAGCAAAUAGAAAUGAGGAAGGUCAGACUUUAGACCAGAAAGAAUUACAUAUGGACAAAGAAUCAAAGGAAAUAGUUAAUGAGGUAACAGAUGAAGAAAGUAAGAAUUAUGCACAAAAAAUAACAAAUUCAAGCAGUAACAGGCCAGAUCCUGGGGAGAUACCAGCAAGUGCACAUACUCUUAAUAACACCAAAAACACCUCAAGUAGCACAGAAUCAUCUUUUGAUAUACUAACAUGUGACAAAGAGAAGCCAAUUGAACCUUACAGUUCAGAAGAAAACUUGGUAUUAGAGAACCAUCUGCUGAGAAACACUGAUGAUGAAAAGAAAAAUCAGGAAUCAGAAAGCAGACGUGGUCAAUCAGGAGUAGGCAGAAGAAAGCUACUAGAAGAAACAUCAGAGAAGGAGCAUGAAAUGUAUGUAGCUAUAGGCAGUGAACAUGACAGUGACCAAGAUUCAGAAGCAACAGCCAUUGCUUCAGUAAAUUCUGAAACAAAAAUGGACAGGUCAGGGCCUGACUCUGAAGCUGAUGUCAGAAAAUCUUCCUCUGAUGCCAUCCAGAAUUAUGUUCCAAGUAACGAAGGAGGAUGGAUACAUCAGAUACUUCUGUGCUUGAAUGCUCUUGAGAUCAGAGAAACCAUAAAAACUGCAUCGUCAGCAGUGAUGAUUAUUGUCACAACGGCUGUGGCUUCACUGCCUGAAGAUAUGAGACCUGGCCCUGAUCUGUACGGUUUCCCAUGGGAGAUAGUGAUUUGUGCUGGUGUUGUUGGAGCCUUGACGAUUCUCUUGUUCCUGUACAGAAGUUAUCAAUCAGUUAGAAGUCGACUCUAUGUAGGAAGGGAAAAACAGCUUGCCAAUAAAAUUGCUGAACUAGUUGAAGAAAAAUGCAAAAUUCUUGAAAAACUCAGCCUCUGCAAAAAAGAGUUUGAAGAUUUACAGUUGUCUCUGAAGGACGGUAACACUAUGAAAGAAUCAACAGACACAUCUUUUUUUGAGGAAAUGCAUGAAAAACUGAACAAGUCAAACCUGGAACUCAACGAGGAAAUAGAGAAUCUAGAAAAAGAACUGGAAGAAGAAAAAUCUAAGCAGUCAGAAAAUGAUGCCUUGGUGACUGAAAUUCAGGAGAAAGUGGAGUCUCUAGAGAGCGAAGAAAAAUCUGUCCGGUCACAAAUUGAUGAGGCCAAGUCCACCCUAAAAGUGUAUCAGAUUAAUACUGAGAGACUCAAGACAUCUGUUCAAGAUGCAGUAGAUGAAAACAGCCAUCUCCAGGAAAGUGAGAAACAGCUUUUACAAGAAGCUGAAGGAUGGGGUGAACGACUUAGUGAACUAAAUGAACAAACAAAGAUGCUUGAAUCAUCUAAAACAGAUGUAGAAGAAGUUUUGAAAAAUAAAGAAAGCCAAAUCAAGUCACUAACACAAUAUAUACUGAACAUGAAAGACUGGAGUUCAGCAAUACGAGAGGAUGGUGAUGCUGAAGACAACAACUGGGACACAGAUAUAAAAGGUGAAACAGAGAACGGAGAGCACUUAGAUGAUGAGCAAAAACGAACUGUAAAGAAAUUGAUCUAUGCUGCAAAGUUAAAUGCUUGUUUAAAGACUAUGGAAGCAGAAAGAGACCAAAUGUAUUCAAAACUGUCUGAUGAAAAUAAAGCUAAAGGAGAACUUACAGAACGCAUAGAAAACCUUCAAAGCCAGCAAGCUUCCUUGAGGUCUGAAAAUGAACAUUUUGAAAGUGAAGUUCAAAAGCUUCAGCAGAAACUCAAAGUAAUGACUGAGCUUUAUCAAGAAAACGAAAUGAAGCUACACAGGAAGUUGACAGUAGAAGAGAGGGAACGUCUACAGAAGGAAGAAAAGCUGUCUAAAGUAGAUGAAAAAAUUAUUCAUGCUGCUGAAGAACUUAACAGCUACAGAGAUCGAGCAAAGGAUCUUGAAGAAGAGCUGGAGAGAACCAUUCGUUCUUAUGAGAAUCAGAUUACUUCACAUGAGAAAAAAGCUCAUGAUAAUUGGCUAACAGCCCGAGCAGCUGAAAGAUACCUCAAUGAUAUAAAAAAAGAAAAUGCACAUAACAGACAAAAAUUAACUGAAGCAGAAUUUAAACUUGAACUUUUAGAAAAAGACCCUUAUGCUCUUGAUAUUCCAGUGAGACCAUUUGGCAGAGAGCAUUCCCCAUAUGGACCCUCACCAAUGGGCCGGCCUUCAUCUGAAACAAGAGCUUUUCUUUCCCCUCCAACUUUAUUGGAGGGUCCUUUAAGGCUUUCACCUAUGCUUCCAGGUGGAGGAGGAGGAAGAGGAUCCAGAGGACCAACUGCCAUGUAUGAAGCUGGAAGUGAAAGAGGAGAGCUGAAUUCUGACAGGUUAACUGAUCCCCACAGGCCACCAUCAGAUACUGGAUCCCUGUCUCCUCCUUGGGAAAGAGAUCACAGGAUAAUUCUGCCUCCACCAGGUGAGCCUUAUGCUGAUCCAGUUCUUCCUGCUCGAAGACAAGAAAGAUUUUUCCCUAAUCCUCCAAAUAGUGGAAGACUUUCUGGACCAGCAGAACUACGAACUUACAAUGUUCAGUCUUUUGACAAAACAGAUGGACAGACAUCUUCAGAACAUAGUCCACAAACAGAACCAAGUGGAGAUGGGAUGAAGGAUCAUUCUACUCUUAGUAGCUCGUUCCCUGAUCAGCCGCUGGCACCUGAAAGCGAAGCUGUCAGGUCAGGGUUUGCACCCCCACCUUUCCCUCCAGUCAGACCUCCACUGAUGCCUGUGGAUCCCAGAGCACCACCAGUACCUUUCAUGAGACGAGGACCUCCUUUUCCUCCCCCUCCUCCUGCUGGCAUCUAUGGGCCACGGGAAUGCUUUCCAGUACGAGACUUCGGCCCUCCACGCCCUCCGCUGCCAAUAAGAAAUCCAUUUCCAAUGAGACCUUAUCCUCACUAUCCACCUCAACGACCUGGAUUUUUGCCUCCACCACCUCCUCCUGAAAAUAGAGUUGAACCAUCUCAGUCAGAUCCACCAGCUGUAGAACCAGAACCACAGCAGGAGACUUGACAGUCAUUUGGGGAAUGUCCUGAACCAGUUUUGUGCUUUCCUACUGGCAUUUUUCCUUAUGUUAAGUAACCAUUGUUACUUAGGUCUAUACAAACUACUUCGCUCAAAUUGAAGCUUAAUAGGGAAAAUUCUCAGGAUAGUAUUUUGUAAAUAAAGAAUUAAAUACCUAUGAAUAUUGUGAAUAAGUGAUUUUCACUCUAUUAUAGUCAUUUUAAAUUAAGUAUUUCUAACUUGGGUAGUCUCUUCAGAGGUGUAUAAAAUUAAAUAAUGUGAACCUUAUUGUAAAAGUCCAGCUGCUUUGUGCUGGUUGAGCUGUACAGGGAGUCUCUCUGCAUGCCAAAAGUGAUGCUUGCUGCUUUAUUAAUAGGAUGUGAAAACAAAUGGAAACAGUUAAUAAAAACCUACGAAAGCAAUGUCACUGGUAACAUGGGAUAAUAGAUUGGAGAAUAAUGGUUAUUCAUCUUCACCUCUCAAGUGCCCCAGUGGCCUUGUAGGCACAGGGCAGGGCUGGCCAGUGCCAGACUGGAUCUGGACAGAGCCAAGUUCUGCUUUUACUGGUGACUGUACAAUCUAAAGACUUCUGCUAGGAAGUCCCAUUCUGCUAGGAGCUGGUGCC